This is a messenger RNA of Geodia barretti, 1644 nucleotides long. NCBI's taxonomy places the organism in Eukaryota, Metazoa, Porifera, Demospongiae, Tetractinellida, Geodiidae. The record is from the annotation of a GenBank genome assembly.
AUGUCCUUAUUUCAAGAGAGUAUUCUGGAACUCAUCAGCGAGACCUCCACCAAUCUCCCGCCGGAUGUCCGGCGGGCCAUGGCCGACGGACUGCACUCCGAGACUCCCGCCACUCAAGCGUCGCAAGCCCUCAACGUCAUCGCCACCAACAUCGACAUGGCGACCCAGGACGAGGGGCCCAUCUGCCAGGAUCACCGGGAUGCCCACCUUCAAGAUCAAGACCCCGGUGGGCGCCAACCAACUGUGCUGCGGGAGGACCUCCGCCAUGCCGUCGCCGAGGCCACCCGGCGGGGCAAGCUCCGCCCCAACUCGGUGGAUUCGCUGACGGGCAAAAACAGCGGCGACAAUCUGGGCCCCGGCACCCCCAUCGUGCACUUCGAGCAGUGGGAGAACGCGGAGGAGAUCGAGAUCAAGCUGAUCCUCAAGGGAGGCGGCUGCGAAAACAAGAACAUCCAGUACUCCGUCCCCUGCGAGCUGCCCCACCUGGGGAGAGCCGACCGGACCCUGGACGGGGUUCGCAAAUGCAUCCUGCAUGCCGUCUGGCAGGCCCAGGGGCAGGGGUGCAGCGCCGGAGCCCUGGGCGUCUGUAUCGGAGGCGACCGCACCUCCGGAUACACUCACGCCAAGGAGCAGCUUUUUCGAACCCUGGACGACACCAAUCCCAACCCUCAACUGGCCGCGCUGGAGGACUACAUCAUGAAGGCCGGCAACACCCUGGGGAUCGGCACCAUGGGCUUUGGAGGGCAAGUAACGCUGAUCGGCUGCAAGGUGGGUGUCCUCAACCGCCUGCCGGCCAGCUUCUUCGUGUCGGUGGCCUACGACUGCUGGGCCUUCCGGCGGCUGGGGGUCAUCCUGGAUGCCAGCACCGGGGCUCUGAAGCGCUGGCUCUAUCGGGAGGACAAACCGGCGGCUCCCAUGGCUGUCGGCGAAGGAUUUCCACGCACGGGCAAGGAAGUCCGGCUGCAGGCUCCACUCACCGAGGAAAAAGUGCGCCGGCUCAAAAUGGGCGACGUGGUCCUGGUCAGCGGUGAGAUCUACACCGGCCGCGAUGCCGUUCACGCCUAUCUGAUGAAACAUGAUUCUCCGGUGAAGCUGCAGGGCAGCGUGCUCUACCACUGCGGCCCGGUGGUUAUGAAAGACAACGGCCAUUACCGGAUCACGGCGGCCGGGCCGACUACCAGCAUUCGCGAAGAACCCUAUCAGGCGGAGAUCAUCGAGCGAUUCGGCAUUCGAGCCGUGAUGGGGAAAGGAGGCAUGGGGGCCAGAACGCUGGCAGGGCUGAAAGCAUCGGGCGCCGUCUACCUGAACGCCAUUGGCGGGGCAGCCCAGUAUUACUCCCGCUGCAUCGAGGAGGUGCUGGGGGUCCACCUGCUGGAAUUCGGCAUUCCCGAGGCCAUGUGGCACAUCCGGGUCAAGGACCUGCCCGCCAUCGUCACCAUGGACUCCCACGGGAAUUCACUGCACGCCGACGUGCACAACGCCUCGGCCGUUCUGCUGUCCAAGCUGGCCGAGCCCGUUUUUUCUGAAGACCCGCCCCCCUUGCAGAGGCCGGCCAGGGAGAGGCGCUUUCGGCUCGAGCCCUUGCAAGCAGGAAGCGGACAGACUAUAUUGAGGGCUGCCGGACCGCCUCAUGCAAGCCCUUAG